This is a messenger RNA of Castor canadensis (American beaver), 2344 nucleotides long. The record is from RefSeq and is a predicted model, not a curated record. NCBI's taxonomy places the organism in Eukaryota, Metazoa, Chordata, Mammalia, Rodentia, Castoridae.
GGUGUCAGAUGCCUGAUACAUUCAAUUCAUGGUUUCUUAUAACCCUGCUUCAUGUCUGGUUAAUUCCUAUAUCCUGAAGAAGAACAUGAUCCUCAUGACAAAUAAUUUCUAUGCAGCAAUCUUGGGAUAUGAUGAGGGGAUCCUUUCAGAUGAUCAUGGGCUGGCUGCUGCCCUCUGGAGAACCUUCUUCAACCAGAAAUGUGAAGAUCCCCGACAGCUUGAGUUGCUGGUAGAAUAUGUAAGAAAACAGAUGCAGUACCUGGACUCCAUGGAUGGUGAAGAUCUCCUUCUGACAGGAGAAGUGAGAUGGCGUCCUCUGGUGGAGAAGAAUCCACAGAGCAUCCUGACACCUCGUGCUCCCACUUAUAAUGAUGAGGGUCUUUGAGGGCCAGUCUCUCUGGACAGUUGGCCAGCUGGUUUUGAGGACCCUUGGUCAGAGAAUUGCCUGUUUGGUCCAGGAUCCCAUAGAAAGGGUCCUGAACUGACCUUUGAACAGCAACUGUCAAAUAUCUGGUCCCAUUGUGUUAAGUUUCUUCUCCUGUGCCCAGGAGUCUGAUCUGGUGGGGGCACAGUGAUGAGAGAACCCCAGCUCUUCUGAGGUGUCCUCUCCCUCAAGAAUAGUCCCAAGCAAGAGCUUCCCAGCAUACACUCCUCAAGUCCCUCCAGCAAGUGUAUGUGACUGACAGCUUUUAAGGGGACUGCUCCACCUAGGCCUGCUGUGCCUAGGAGCAGUUUUUAUUCUGUUGAGUCAAGAUGGGUAAGCACACUGUCCUCUGACUUUGAGCCAUGGGGUUGAGUUGGUCAUUAAAAGAAACAGAGACUUAUCUCUGCCACAGCUCUUCUUUACUGCAGAAUCUUUUAGGAACUUAGGUGAGAUGGUGGAUGUCACAAGCUAAGGAGCAAUGCCCAGCUCAGUUAGAGACAGGGAGAAGAAUAGGUCAGAGGAUCUCUGUUGCUGUGCUUACCUCAGGUGCACAGAGAGGUGUCACCAUCUGACCCAGGCACAGCCUACAAAGCAUAUCCUCUGAAACCUAGGGAGCCUUUGAAGGCCAAGGGGCUUGUCAUAUCCUAAGUCAUUUAGAAAGAGGCCUCAGAAACAAAGGUCCCUUUGUCACCCCCAGUGAACUGGACAAGAAACAUGUCUUUCCUCUUUUGGCCUCUCCUUAUAUGAGAUACUUAGCGAAAAGAACAUUAUUCUGGCUUAGAUGUACUGUCCCAGGACCCAGUCCUGUGCCCAGCUUUCUACUUUCUCUUCAACUUCUGGAGCAUGUGUUACAGAGCUACCUGGUCUGAGAACUUGAGGACCCAGUUCCCCUCCCGACUCAGAGUGUGGGUCAUCUCUUGGGGGAUUUUCUUAAAUUGAAGAAAGGGGGCGGGGAACCUCCUUGCCCCUCCCUCCCCCAUCAAACUUCCUUCAUUGAACUUGCUAUAAAAUGAGUCAUACAAAGAAACUCUAUACGGGUGAGGUAUAUCCCACUUCUGUGAAAACAUUACAAAUCAAACCGCCUCCUCUCAGUUUAUUUAAAAUGCUUUUGUUGCAAGCGGAGCUCUAGAGUGAAGCCUCCUCUGUGUGUGUAAGAUAAUAACACCUUGUAACUCAUUACAGCUGGGCAUUAUUUACAUAAACCAGAGCUGAGCCAGGCAGGAAUUUGCUGAUUAAUUUAUUUUUAAUGGAGUGAAGUAUACCAUGCACCAAAAUAAACUUUACUGUGUGUACCUAACUGCUCCUGGAAUGGAUGGAAAAAUUAAUGGAACGGAUUUUGGCUCCCAACGCUGCACAUUAAUUCAUAUAUAAAAGUUAUUUGAGCGUUUACUCGUUUGCUGCCCAGGGCAGCUCCCUAGCCACAGAUCCUAGCCCACAGCUCUAGUUUAGCUACUGGGCUUGCUUUAGAAUCCUGAAACCUCAAACUUGGAAGGAACUUUAAAGGUCACUAGAGUCAACCCUGGUCCAGGGUUGACUGCCCUUCUUAGCAUCCCAGAUGGCCUGUGUUCAUGCAGACCUGGGCUGACUCCCUCCAGCAACAGAUAGAUGGUCUUUGUUGCAGAACCUAUAUCCAGCUUUUAACAUGGAGCCAUAUAUGAAAGCCAUAUUGGACCUGUCAUGUCUGUGAUGUACCAAAGCCCUCUCAUUAUCACCAUAAGCAUCUGUCACUAACUGUGCCAAUCCCCCUCCCCAUCAAGGUAAUAUCCAGGUACUUUGGAGGCAACAGGCUCUUUGUUUGACCCCUGCCUCUAUUGCCGCCUGUUUUUAUGGGUCUCUAAAUGGUUUCUUCCCUGAGCAAACUGAACCACUUGAGGUUACCUGAAGUGACCAUGCUGCUAAUUCAUCCAUCCCACUGCUAAC